AUCCCCGCUCCGAGUCCCGGCGCAUCCAAGGGGGAAGAGUCUGCGGAGUUAAACAUUGCCUGGGACGGCUGCGAUUGGCAGAGGAAAGAAGAACUGUCCAGGAAACGGCUCGAGUUUCAACGAGGGGGGAGUGACCAGGGGAGGGAGGAAGGGGAGAGAGAAAGAGAGGAGUGUGUAGGGGGAGGGAAAAAAAAAAAAAAAAGGGGGGGGGGGGCUGUAGACUUGACAAAGCUUUAGAGAUUACAACCGGAAUUCUGAAUGGAGCGGACCUGGACCUAGGACUUGUUUUUAAAAAUCCCAGAUAUGCCGCCGUGUUGGCUGGAAGUUAUUCUUCCCUUUCCCCAAGGCUGGAUCUCCUCUCUGAGCCCCUAACUGGAGAAGUGGAGGGACGAAAAGUUUGGCUGAUUAUUAAAUCGAGGCUUAUUUCGUUUUAAUUUUUUUUUUUUUAAUCUCUAUUCCCCCGGCAAUUUGCGUGCGAAUUGCGCGGCUCGGGCGCUCCUGUUCCGCAGCCUGGGUUUGCCACCGAGGGGCCGAGCGCCUGAAUGUGGAAUAACCGAGGCACGAUUGUUUUUCCUUGGAGAAGUUUUCCCCCCAAGGGAGCCCGUCUUCGUCACUUUGAUUCAUCCUGCGCACACGCCUGCUGCCGGGGGAAAGCAGAUCGCUUACUCGGAGCCUUUUCAUUCAAGCAGCAGCAACAGUUCCAAGUGAGAAGUUUUUUAUCAAGGCUGAAGGCACUGCUUUCAGUCCAUGCUUGUGUAGAAGUGUUCAGAUGGGAUUAAAGUCCACAUGGAUAUAUGGAAAAGGACCAGGAACUGGCACUAAAAAGAUGGUCAGCUGCAAUUCGGGUUGCCUUAUAUGCUUGGUGGUGGUCUCCAUGGCUGGACUUUCCCUGGCUCGGCCAUCAUACAAUUCAGUUGCUCAAGACACCACUUUGGAACCUGAAGAGCCACCAACCAAAUACCAAAUCUCUCAACCAGAUGUAUACUCAGCACUUCCAGGAGAUCCACUUAAGUUGCGUUGUCAGUUGAAAGAUGCCAUCAUUUGGACUAAAGAUGGGGUCCAGUUGGGGCCCAAUAAUAGAACAGUGAUUAGUGGGGAAUACUUGCAAAUUAAAGAUGCUGCACCCAGAGAUUCAGGCCUCUAUGCUUGCACUGCUGUUAGGACUACAGAAAGUGAUACUCUAUACUUCAUUGUAAAUAUUACAGAUGCUCUUUCAUCUGGAGAUGAUGAAGAUGACAAUGAUGGCUCAGAGGAUUUUGUGAAUGACAACAACCAUAUGAGAGCGCCCUACUGGACACACACUGACAAAAUGGAGAAAAGAUUACAUGCAGUUCCAGCAGCUAACACCGUCAAAUUUCGUUGCCCGGCUAUGGGAAACCCAACACCAACCAUGCGAUGGUUAACGAAUGGAAAAGAAUUUAAACAAGAGCAUCGCAUUGGUGGAUACAAGGUACGAAACCAGCACUGGAGUCUCAUUAUGGAGAGUGUAGUCCCAUCUGACAAAGGAAAUUAUACUUGUAUAGUGGAAAAUGAAUAUGGAUCCAUCAAUCACACAUACCACCUAGAUGUUGUCGAACGAUCACCACACAGGCCUAUUCUCCAAGCUGGCCUUCCAGCAAAUGCCUCUGCAGUGGUCGGGGGUGAUGUGGAGUUUGUCUGUAAAGUGUACAGUGAUGCUCAGCCUCAUAUUCAGUGGAUAAAACAUAUAGAGAAGAAUGGCAGUAAAUAUGGGCCAGAUGGAUUACCGUAUCUUCAAGUUUUAAAGGCCGCCGGUGUUAACACCACGGACAAAGAGAUUGAGGUUCUCUAUAUACGGAAUGUAACUUUUGAGGAUGCUGGGGAGUAUACAUGCUUGGCGGGUAAUUCUAUUGGGAUAUCCUUUCACACUGCAUGGUUGACAGUUCUGCCAGCUCCUGAUGAAAAAAAAGAGUAUCAGACAUCCCCAGACUACUUGGAGAUAGCCAUUUACUGCAUAGGGGUCUUCUUAAUUGCCUGUAUGGUGCUGACAGUCAUCCUGUGUCGCAUGAAGAAUACUACCAAAAAGCCGGACUUCAGCAGCCAGCCUGCCGUGCACAAGCUGACUAAGCGCAUUCCUCUGCGUAGACAGGUAACAGUGUCUGCAGAUUCUAGCUCCUCCAUGAACUCCAACACACCUCUGGUGAGGAUAACCACUCGUCUCUCAUCAAAUGCUGAUGCCCCAAUGCUGGCAGGUGUCUCAGAGUCUGAACUGCCAGAGGAUCCAAAUGGGAGUCUCAGAGAUAAGCUGACACUGGGUAAACCCCUUGGAGAAGGUUGCUUUGGGCAAGUUGUCAUGGCAGAAGCAUUGGAAUCGACCAAAGACAAACCAAAAGAGGCAGUUACUGUGGCAGUGAAGAUGCUGAAAGAUGAUGACGAAAAAGACUUAUCUGACCUGGUGUCAGAGAUGGCGAUGAUGAAAAUGAUUGGGAAGCACAAAAAUAUCAUCAAUCUUCUUGGAGCCUGUACACAGGAUGGUCCGUUGUAUGUGAUAGUUGAAUAUGCUUCUAAAGGGAAUCUGCUGGAGUAUCUGCGAGCACGGCGACCCCCUGGAAUGGAAUAUUCAUUUGAUAUCAACAGGGUACCAGAAGAGCAGAUGACAUUCAAAGACUUAGUAUCGUGCACGUACCAACUGGCAAGGGGCCAUGGAGUACUGGCUUCACAGAAAUGCAUUCAUCGAGAUUUAGCAGCAAGAAAUGUUUUGGUAACUGAAAAUAAUGUGAUGAAAAUAGCAGACUUUGGUUUGGCCAGAGACAAUAAUAUAGAUUAUUAUAAAAAGACUACUAAUGGCCGGUUGCCGGUAAAGUGGAUGGCAGAAGCCCUGUUUGACAGAGUGUACACACAUCAAAGUGAUGUUUGGUCAUUUGGUGUGUUGAUGUGGGAGAUCUUCACUUUGGGAGGAUCGCCCUAUCCAGGAAUUCCAGUGGAGGAACUUUAACUGCUUAAAGAAGGGCACAGAAUGGAUAAGCCUGCCAACUGCACCAAUGAACUCUAUAUGAUGAUGAGAGAUUGCUGGCAUGCAGUGCCUUCGCAGAGACCAACUUUUAAGCAGUUGGUAGAAGAUUUGGAUCGAAUUCUCACUCUCACAACUAAUGAGGAAUAUCUGACCUCAGUGGACCUCUUGAACAGUAUUCACCCAGUUAUCCCGACACUAGGAGUUCGUGUUCUUCAGGUGAUGACUCUGUUUUUUCUCCUGAUCCAAUGCCUUAUGAACCCUGUCUUCCCAAGUACCAGCACAUAAAUGGUAGUGUUAAAACAUGAAAUUAAAGCAUUCUUAUUCCUCAGAGGAUAAAGAAACAAGAAUGCCAACCUACCUACCACAGUAAAGAGCUCUUUUCUCCAGGACCCUAAUGUUUCUGUUUGUACAUAUGAAAUAUAAGAAGAAGAAAAAGUAUCUUGGAGGAAGAUUGUCAGAACAUGUGUAAAGAAUUAUAUAGUUUGGAACUCUUAAGCAAUUCCAAAAGAAGAAGAAUGUUUAUGGGCCAUGUAUGGAUGUACCUCACCAUGUCAAUUUUCUGGCUCACUGCAAGCUGCAAUGGACUUUGUUUGUACCAUGGACCAGUUGGACUUAAGGCAAACUCUGGGUCUGCCUUUUUUGUUUAUUUUGUAAUAUUUGGAGAAAAUAUAUGUUGGCACACACUUACAGAGCACAAAUGCAGUAUAUAGGUGCUGGAUGUAUGUAAAUAUAUUCAAAAUAUGUAUAAAUAUAUAUUAUAUAUUUACAAUGAAUUAUUUUUUGUAUUGAUUUUAAAAAUGGAUGUUCCAAUCCACCUAGCAAAUUAGUUCUUUUUUUUAACAGCUAUUUGCUAAAUGCUGUUCUUACACAGAAUUUCUUAAUUUUUCACCAUUCAAAGGUGGAAAAUACUUUGCUUUCAGGGAAAAUGGUAUAUCAUUAAUUUAUUAACUAAUUGGUAAUGUACAAACAAUUAAUCGUUUAUAGGGUUGUUUUUGUAAUUUAAAUGGCAUUUCUAAGCAGGCAGCCCAGAGAUCUAGUAGAUAUAUUGCUCAGACUUUAGUAGUUGUCAGAUCUUUAAAAAAAGAAAUAUUUACAGUAUAUAACUAAUUUGGGGAGAAUUAUGCUUUUGAUUUAUUUGUGUUUUAAAACUUCAGUGCCAGAUGAUUGUUCUUAUCAAUAUCAAAAUUCCCAUAUUUUAAAAAAAAAUCCUUUAAUAAGAAGUGUCUGGUUUGUAACUAUCACUAAAGCAUAUGUGGAGACUUGAACAAUAUUUUCUAAGGCCCAAAUAACACAAUCAUUCUAUGGAGGGGAAAAAAAGAGAGAGUCUUUAAUGGGUUCCUAAAGUAAGGAAAGACAUUAACUUGUCUAUAACCAUAGCAGAAUGUACUGCUCUAAAAAGAGUGAGCUUCCACUCUGCGUUGCUCAUGCAUCAAAUUAACUAGUAUUGUCUUCAUUGACUUGAUAAUGGGUUCCAGAUCUUCUGGCCUGAUAGUAGCCUUUCAGCGGUUCCUAUAUUGUAACAUAAGUUAAAAAGAGAGAGAAAAUUUAUAAUGACAAUUUGCCAUCUUUUUAAGGGAUUAGUUCAUGCUGGCUCCAGUAUAUUUUUCCAAACUGUUCCUUAAUAUCAGGCAUAGUGCAAUGGGGUCAGACAAAAUAUUACUGCAUUCUUUCAUUUGUAUUUUUUUUUUUAAGUAUUGUGUUUUUACUUUCAAAACACCCAUUCACACUGAUACAGCCAUGCAAUACAAAUGCGAAUUACACUGAUUUACUUAUUAAAAAUUUGGGAAAAAAGUAUUAACAUCUGUUAACUUUUGUACGGACAAUAAAAUGUUUCGACAGAUAUUAAUGUUAACAUUACAAAAUAAAUGUCAUGCAGCUUAUUUUUU
Dermochelys coriacea (leatherback sea turtle) is the source of this 4857-nucleotide messenger RNA. RefSeq names its product fibroblast growth factor receptor 2 (gene FGFR2). Lineage: Eukaryota; Metazoa; Chordata; Testudines; Dermochelyidae. Gene Ontology annotation, biological process: positive regulation of kinase activity; fibroblast growth factor receptor signaling pathway; multicellular organism development. Gene Ontology annotation, molecular function: fibroblast growth factor binding; fibroblast growth factor receptor activity; ATP binding. The record is from RefSeq and is a predicted model, not a curated record. Gene Ontology annotation, cellular component: membrane; signaling receptor complex.